Stegastes partitus (bicolor damselfish) is the source of this 7697-nucleotide messenger RNA. RefSeq names its product TBK1 binding protein 1 (gene tbkbp1). The record is from RefSeq and is a predicted model, not a curated record. Gene Ontology annotation, cellular component: cytoplasm. The transcript is spliced from 9 exons. Lineage: Eukaryota; Metazoa; Chordata; Actinopteri; Pomacentridae. Bases 1 to 1920 code for a protein of 639 amino acids.
AUGCAGUCUCUGUUCGGCGGAGGCGAGCUGGGGCUGCUGGGAGGAGGCGGCGGCGACGCGGGCGGCCUGAAGGAGGAUGGCUGCGGCAGCGUGGCGUGGCGGUCCUCGCCGCUGCCCCCCGACGACGUCUACUCGGCCUCCCACUUUGCCCUCAUCACCGCCUAUCAGGACAUCAAGACGAGGCUGGCCUGCCUGGAGCGAGAGAACACCAGCAUCAAGAGGAAACUCAAGAUCUAUGAGAUCAAGUUCCCCAUGAUCAGCGAGUUCGGGGAGGACACCAACUCCUACUGCUCCUUCGAGAGCAAGGAGACGGCGCUGCUGCACUCGGAAAAUGGAAAUCUGCAGCAGAGAGUCAACGUCCUGACCCACGAGCUCCAGAAGAGGAAGGAGAGAGAGGAGCAGCUGGAGGAUGUGAUCCAGGCCUAUGAGAAGAUCCACAUGGAGAAGAGCAACCUCCAGAGGGAUCUGGACAAGAUGACCAGCCUGGUGGAGAAACAUGUGGAGCGCAUCCUGAGCCUGGAGUCAGCUCUGAGGCAGAGGGACAACUCCCUGCAGAAGCUCAACAUGCAGCUGCACAGCAAAGACAUGCAGUAUCUGCAGCUGCACGCCGGCCCAGACGCACACAUGCUGGACUGUCCGGCCCUGACCCUCCAGAGCUCCCGCAGCCUGGAUGCCCUCUCCGACCUGAAGCUGCAGCGGCUGGAGGCGGAGCUUGAGGGGGCGCGGCACGAGGCCCAGGGGGCGUGUCAGCGGGAGGAGGAGCUGAAGGCCGAGUGCGAGCGGCUGAAGGACGAGAUGAGACAGCUGCAGAACAGCCAGAGGGAGAGGGAAAUGACUUCUCCGUGCAAGCAGUGCGAUGUGGAGUGGAUAAAGAAGGUGGGAGACGAGCAGGUGAAUCUGGCUCUGGCCUACACGGAGUUAACGGAGGAGCUGGGACGCCUCCAAGCUCUGAGCUCCAAGCAGACGGAGAUCCUGAGGAAAGCCACGCAGGAGCAGGCCAGUCCAGUCCAGCGUCACUCUCCCAUCCACCACCAGCGCCACUCUCCAGUGUCUCAGCGCCACUCGCCCAUCUCACAGCGCCACUCCCCGGUCCCUCCACCUCCGCACCACUCCCCGAUCCAGCAGCGCCGCUCCCCAGUGCUGCAGCGCCUCUCCCCGGACAUGCACCGCCGCUCGCCCCUGCUGGACGUCAACGACGGGCCGGCCUCUUACUCCUGCCGGCCGCCCACCCAGCACCUGAGGGCCAGCUUCCAGGGCCGUCGCAGCUACUCCGAGGUCGCCGACCCCUCGGCCUACCAGUGCCCGCCUCGCUUCUCCCUGGAUCCAGUGUCGACCCUGCCCAAGCCGCGGCCCUACGUCGACGGCUACGCGAAGCAGCAACCCCAGCUGGUGGGCUCUCCUCACAGCGGACUGCAGCACAGAGCGUCCCCGUCUCCACAUCAAGGCGGCGCAGGAGACGGGGGCCUGGGGGAGAGCUCCAUGCGCCACUCCAGGGAGAUGCCAUUUCCACUGUCCGAGGUGGCCCACCUUCAUUUUGAGCCGCCUCCUCCUUCCACGCCGGCCCCCCAGCCCCCGCAGUCCUCCGAGGACGAGGAGGAGUGGGCCUGUCCGCAUCCCAUCAGCCCACCGAGGACGCUGGGCGUGCUCUCCGCUGCGGUGCCCGGCACCAUCAUGAGGGGCCCGGCGUCCUGCUCAGCCUUCCCCAUCCCUCAGAGGCCUAACACCCUCAGCUGCCACCCGCAGCCGGGGUACAUGUCAGCCGAGCAUGCUCAGUCCUGGCCUUCCAUUAAUCUCUGGAUGGAGACGGAGGAGAGCGACAUGAGGAGCUGCCCUCUCUGCCAGCUGAUAUUCCCCGUCGGUUACCCUGACGAUGCCCUCAUCAAGCACAUCGACUCCCACCUGGAGAACAGCAAGAUAUGAUCGCCAUGGCAACCGGCCCGCACACAUCUCCUCUUAUAGAUUAUGUAAGAGAUCCGGGCCAGAAACAAAAAAAAAUAAAAUAAAAUAGGGGGUGGGGGGAAGUCAAACGUGUAAUCUAUAGGUAGGGAUGCAAAAACUUAAACACGGGUCCGUCUUGGAUUUGUGAGUCCACAUGCAGAGUCCUUUUUAGCGAACGCCCCUGGAGACAGACCUGCCUGUAUAAUCAUCGGCUCCGCUGGUUUGCUGCUGUUUUGUUAUGAGUCUUGUUGUGUGGUUUCAGACAGUUUCAGGUAUCGUAUUUUAUUUUUUUUUUCUCUUCUCUUCGCUUCACAGUGCAGUACACUUUGAUUUAGCAAAGUAAGACGAGGUAUGAGAGGCGCGCUGGCAAGUUUCAGGGGUUGGGUGGGUGGGUGGGGGGGGGGUGGGCUCUGCAUGCCAGGAAGUUAAAUGAUCAGGAAAGAUCUGAGGCGACUAUUUUUCACCACUUAGCUUUAAAUACUCCUGCUUGGAUAUUUUUCUAUCUCACACACACACACACACACACACACAGACACACACUUGCAGUAUAUUUUAGCAGAGGAUUCUGUGCAGUAAGCGCCAAGGACAGAAGCCGGUUUAUUGAAAUGAUCUGACAGUCACAUAAAAGCACGUGGGAAGGCGAUUAGUCAUAUGAAGGCACUUUUUUUCUUUUUGUUGUUGUUGUAUUUUUUUUUUUUUUUAACCAAAGCGAGGACAGAAUGACACAGGAAAGGGAUUCUGCGUGAUUGUCGAUCAGGGUUUUUUUUUUUUUUAAUGCCGGUUUACUUUCACUUCUCUAAAACGAGGAAGUACGUUUGCACGGCAGUUACGAGAGUACAAAACAUUCCAGUCUCACAUUUACAUCUGCUGACAAAUAAACUGACACUAUGAAUCUUAAAGUAUGUUUGGAUCAGUUUUGAUGCCCUGCAGGGCGGGGCAGCGGUGAGGAUUCUCUUCGAACGGAGGGAAAAUUUUAGUCAGAAUAUACCUUUAUGCUUGCGGCCUGUUCAAAAUAAUAAUAAAAAAAAAAAGUAUCUUAGCACUUUAAGUUAGCAUAGCCUAGACAACGUAUCCGUUUUCAGUCCCCGUAUAUAUUUUCCAUGUGUAAUUUUAGUAUUUAUAUUGUCUAUCUGUAAGGCAAAAAAAAAAAGAAAAAUAUGAAGAUAUAUUUUUGCAGAUGUUAAAGCACCACAUGUCUCAUGCUGGUGUGGAGUUUCUCCCAUGUGCUUGCACACUGCUACAUGUAGAGGAGACGAGAAAAUCCCACCGACUGGGAUGCUUUUCUGUACAAAGACUUUGAAAUUAUCAACUGGGAUCGUCCUCGGUCUUCCUUUAAAGAUCUGACCUUCAUCACAGUUUGAUGUCACGACUGCCCAGACCGCCCAACAAAAAAAAAACACUAAAACACCCACAGCUGGCUGCACGAGAUCAAGACCCGGCAGGUUUUUUUGGUGUACUGUAAUUUCUAUCUCGGAGAUCUGAUACCAGAAACUCCAAUCAGCAAACGUUAUAUCUCUGCAGGGUUCGAGCAAAGACGAUACUGUUCUUUUUUGAUACAUGGGUUUUAAUUUUUAUCACGGAGCGGGUCUUAAGUCGAAGAUCCGCUUGCGGGACUUGAACUUUUUGGAGAAAAACAAAACAGGAAAAAAGAAACAAAAGUUACACUGAUGUCAGCUAAUCUGAGGCUUUCAGUUACAUGUGCAGUUUCUAAUGCGAGGGGGACGUCCCCGAGCAGCCACCCAUGCAUUCAAAACGGUUCCUGAAGAGGUGAGAUCAGAUUCGAGCACACGGGCGGGCGGCCGUUUGUGGCAGCGGGAUGAUGGAGGACGCUGACUGCAGGCUUUCAGGGGGAAGCUCUCUGGAGCGACUCACUGCUGGACUGCUUUGACUUUUGUACGAAGGUGUAGAGAAAAGAUUAUUUUCCAGUGGUGGUCAAGGAAUGUCAGAGUAAAGGAUAAUUCUAGUUUAUUGCCAUUUGGACCUUAUUUUAGUAGGUCUGGAUUUAUUGGUUCUGAUUUUACUGUACUUGCUGAAUUCAAUGCUGAAAUCUGAGCAAAUAGCAACGUCACUGAAACAGAAGUCGAAUGAGAUGGCUAGUGAAGCUGCUUCUAGACUUUCUAUUGUGCUUUCCCGGCACGCUUCUCACCAAUUUACACGAUUACAUUCAACUUUUCAAAGGCAAUGAAGUGGGAAAAUGAGGCCCUCCAGUUGGUUAGCAAGCUUGUUAGCUCAUUAGCUUAGCUCAUGGCUAAUUGGACAAUACAUUCAUCCAUUUAAAAAGUGGAUUUGCAGCAUCAACAAACCCCAGAUCCUAUGUAGAGGUGUUUACUUUCUACAUCAUUUCGGAGUUAUUUUUUAUUGCCAGUUUCCAAAUGAUCAGGGGCACUUUGCACGUGAAGUAUCAAGCUGCCAACUGUGCAAUUGGCUAAAAAAGUUUAUCGUAAAGCUCCAGAGGAUGCAACAGCUGGUGUAGAUACCAGAUCAGCAUCCUGGAUGUUCGCUGCACACUGCGAUUUAAAUGAGCAAAUACUGUAAAUGUGAAGAAAAAGGGGGGCUAUUUUUAAUAAGUUGUAAAUGACCAAAUUUACAUGUGAUGAAAAUGGUACAAAAUAUAUAUAUAUAUGUCGGAUUUUUUAAAUGUUUUAGAUUAUGGGUUGUUACACCUCAAAUCAUCAGAUUUAUUUUUUUUAAACAAUUUUGCUUGACUAUUUCUGAUUUGGCUGAAAAAUUUAUAACACAAAAUAUGACGAUUUGUGAAAUUUUAGCUAGUCUUUUUUUACUCGUUUAAAUACCGCUGACACUAUUGAGAUUAUUUGAUCUUCUUGUCCAAUAUUGCAGAUUCUCAACUGAUGACAUGAUGAGAAACAACAGUGGAAAUUUCAGGCUUUUAUCUUCAAGGCUUCCUGAGAUUUUCAUUAUUCAAACAGCUUCUACUUUCAGAGAGUUAAAAACAAAAAAAAACCUGCUGAAAGUGGGUCAACGGGUAUUUCUUUGGCAAAUUUGAUCUCGGAAAGUACUUUAGCUAGCAAUCUGAAAUUCCACAGAUACCCGAUCAAAUAUCAAUAGUUCAUGACUAAAAAAACAAGAUAACAAAUCUGAGAUGAGCAGAAGGCCGCUGAUGACUCAAGAUGGAAUGUAUUUAUUUAACUCUGCAUACCCGUCCAUUACUUUGGCUGCUCCAAUAUUUAUCACAAAGUCCUGCAAGUGUAUUUCCAUGCACAAAGCAGAAAAUGGGGUUCGGUAAGGCAGCAAAACUGUGACCAAUCAGUAGUUUGUCAGAGGAAACCUCAGCUGUGUCCCUGUCAGUUGUUAAUAUAACAUGCUAACGCUGUUUAGCUACCAGGCCAGGUGGAGGUUUCUUUAUUUAAAGUCAUGUGUUCAUGCAGGACUCCAAGCAGCCGGUACCUGCAGCUACAAAGCCAAACAAAUAUGGCAGCCAAAGACGAUACACUCAGAUUUAGUAAACGUAGUGCUGUAUUGAAUAUGCAUGAAUAAUUAAAAUGUAUAUUUUCUGUGUUUCGGGAGAUGGAGAGGGGAGUGGGAUUUUUCUUUAAACCUCACACUUCCGACAAUUUUCCUACUCGGCAGUAUGAGAAUAUCAACUAAAUGUAGCUUAUAUUUGUGACGUAUUGUGUUUUUAUUUAUUGAUUGAGCUCCAGAGUUUUUUAAUUUCCCCCCAAUGAGACGUUAGCGUGUCAGAAGCUACGAUAACAUCUUAUCAGCUGCACAAAAUCUUCACCUAAAUUUGAUUUAAUCUUGUGAGAGCGACUCGGCUGCUCCGUGUUAUUGUGCGGUUUGCCUCGCGGAGUUCAUUUAUAAAACGUCUGGCUCAUGCUGUGGCUGAACUGUGAAUUCUUUACAUACAGUUUAAAAAAAAAAAAAAAAGUUUGUUGCUUGCUUUUCUUUUUCGGCUUCAGGUAGCGGAGGGGUUGAGGAAAGCAGUACUCACCACCUCUGCUAACCAGCUUCCUGGGGGAAACCCUGAAAAUUAUUCAGAAUUUCACUAGAAAAAGACAAAGUUCGCAGAAAUAGAAAAAAGAAAACAAGCAUAUAUGGCAGCAUUUUAUCAGCUAUGAUGUUGUUUUUUAGUGAUGUUGCUACGCUCAUGUUUAAUCGUUUAGCUCGGUGGUUGCAAAUUUAUUGAAACUGAAAGAACCAAAAUUGAAAUAAACCAGAAUUAUCCUUUAAAACAAAAAAGCCAGAGGUUUAAAAUAACAACCUCAAGGCUGUGCUUGACCAUUCAAUCGAAGAGGGCUUUCAUGACUCCCAAGUAUUCUAUACUGUAUGUACAGUAUGUUCCUAUAUCACUAUGUGUACAAAUAUUUAAAGCUGUGUACAGACAGAUAUUUUGCAAGUGUGUAAGGCUCAUGCAACGUGUACUCUAUUAUUCAACAACUUCAAAUUGGAGUGUCUGUAAAUCAGUAUAUAUAAUCCUAGCCAACACCACAACUAAAUAUGAAUUAUAUGCAAGUUAUAUCCAAGUACUACCCGACACCUAUCCUCUUUUACUCACAGCGUAGUGGUACGUCGUCCAGGCAACUAAUAUCCAACUCCAGUCACAGCCUGCAGAUUAAAAUGAAUGUUUGUCUGAAGGUUUCAGUCUUGAUGAGAAACUUUUUUGAUGCAUUUUUUCCCGAUUUUACCGACGACAGCACAACAAUCAAAAUGUGCAGAAGCUCUUUCAUGAUGCAACGUUGCAUCACAAACUUGAAAGUCAGCAUCGCAGAAUUGAAAACCACUGGAGGUGCAUCUGGAAACUUUAAGUUCUUGAAGUUUUCCCCCCCCCAAAAAAAGAGGAGACAUUUAAGUUGGAGAUUUCACUAAUAAUAUUUUUUUUUUCUUCCAAUUCGAGGACCUAUGUGGGCUCUUUACCAAAGACAAAGAAUAAUUUUUAAAAGCAGAGGACACAGUUGGAGGGGCUUUUCUCUGUUUGUGUCAGUGUGCGGCAAGAGGCUGCACUGUGGUCGAUGUUUCUGGCAUAUUCGCGACCACAACCUGUUGGCCGGCAGCAGCAACGCAGAGCGAUCACACCCUGUUCGAGCUCACAGCGUGAUGCACACGGAUAUUUACAUGGCGACACAUCCGCAGACACACACACAAGAGCUGCGCUGAGGUCAACACAGUUUAGAAUCGCUAGUUGAAGAUUUUAUUUCCUAGUUUGUUUUUUCUUUCUGUGUCCACCACCCCCUCCUCCCCACUGUCACGGUAUAAAAACCUCAAAAUCUGAACUCAUCGCAUCUGUUUUUCUUACUUUUCUUGUGUCCUAACAGCAAACUGACUCCUUGGUUCACUCAGGAGACGAACAAAAAGAUCAAAUCUGCCAGCAUUAGAUUAAAAAUUAAACUCAUGAGUCAAAAACUGUCCCUCGGAUUUACUCAGGAUACAAACGGCUAGCUCCAACAAAGAAUACAGUUUAAGAAAAAAAAAGUCAGAUUUUUCAUUCUUGUAUAGCUCCACUCUCCUGUAAGUAACUACGUGAGUCAGGUUGGUUUUUUUUCUUUCCUGGGUGACCUUAAGCGCACACGGAGACCUCAGCACUAAUGAACUCUCCACAACACUAAUGAGAAGUAAUGUCUAUGUGUUUUUGAAGCAGUGUGCGGUGGAACAACACUGCUGGCAUUUCGAGGACUUUGUGUGGAAAAAAAAAAAAACUAAACUAAAAAGAAAACGACCACAGAGGCAUAUAAAGAGUCACUUUUUCUUUCUCUCUCUGUCUGUCUGUAAAUAUUCGAAUAAAUAAACUGGAACUUGCACUGAAA